GAGAGAAAAUGGCAAUGGCAGUUUGUAGGACAGCCGUUUGCUAAGAGGUGGGAACUAUAAAGGUGAAGGAAAGGAACAUGAACAGAGCGAUAAAGGCAGUGAGAGAUUGAAGAGCCAAAAGAACGUGAGAAAAAGCAGAAAGGAAAAACAGGAGGUGAGAGGAAUUAAAGGGAAGAGGCAGAAAGAAAGGAGUUAAAGAGCAACAGAAGCGACAGUAGAUUGACCUGUCACCAUGACAACAGAAGUGGGAUCUGAGACAGAGGUGAAGGAGAAAGCAGAGGAGUCAGCUGCUCAGCCGGACCAAUCAGAGAAGGCAACAGAAGAAACCCAGGAAGUAGCGAGUGCGGAGGGUGACGAGAAGGAGAAAGAAAAGGAGAAGGAGAAAGAGGGGAAAGGAAUAUCUCGAUACCUGCCAACAUGGCUUAAGAAGCAGAAGUCUCAAAGCCAGACCUCUCCAACCAAGGAGGUGCCACCCACAGAGGAAGCCAGUAACACGGUGGAACAGGAAGAGGAGGGGCCUGCCCCAGAAGUAAACGGUCACGCAGAGGAAGUGGAAGAGAAGGAGGCAGUAAAGUCGGAGCAAGUGAAAGAACAAGAAAUAGAAUCUCAUUCCAACGCCAGUGCAGACACUGAGCCUGCCAAGGAAGAGAAGGCGGACGAGAGUGCGGAGAAAAGUCCUGAAGAGACCAAGGAGACAACAGAGGGAGAGGUCGCAGAGGAGGAGAAGAAGGAGCAGGAAGGAGAGGUGCAAGGUGAAGGAGAGGAAGGCCAAACCUCCAUUUUUCAGUCGCCUCUUCGUCUGGUGAGGAAGACCAAGAUGAAACUGGUGGUCUGUCAUGUGAGCCUACUGGAUGGGACUGACUUCACCUGUGAGGUGGAGAAACGUGCAAAGGGCCAGUACUUAUUCUUUAAGGUGUGUGAGCAUCUUAAUCUACUGGAAAAAGACUACUUUGGACUGACGUAUAAGGACAGCCAUGAACAGAAGUGUUGGUUGGAUCCCACUAAGGAAAUCAAGCGGCAGAUACGUAGUAACAACUGGCAGUUUUCAUUCAAUGUCAAGUUCUACCCUCCAGACCCCUCACUGCUCACUGAAGACAUUACCAGGUACCUGUUGUGUCUGCAGCUCCGUGAAGAUGUGGCUUCUGGUCGACUGCCUUGCUCAUUCGUUACUCACGCCCUGCUGGGGUCAUACACGUUGCAGGCAGAAUUUGGUGACUAUGAACCGGACCAGCCUCGGCCUCUGGACAACAUCGGCCAGCUCAUCUUUGCGCCCAAUCAGAACAAAGAGAUGGAGGAGAAGAUAUUUGAACUCCACAAGUCUCACAGGGGAAUGACACCUGCACAGGCUGAUGCCCAGUUUCUAGAAAAUGCCAAGAAACUAUCCAUGUACGGGGUGGACCUACACCAUGCUAAAGAUUCUGAAGGUGUGGACAUCAUGCUAGGUGUGUGUGCCAACGGACUCCUGGUUUACAAAGACAGACUUCGGAUAAAUCGUUUUGCCUGGCCCAAAAUACUUAAGAUUUCCUACAAGAGGAACAACUUCUACAUCAAGAUCAGACCAGGAGAGACGGAGCAGUUUGAGAGCACGGUGGGAUUCAAACUCCAGAACCAUCGAUCUGCCAAAAAGCUGUGGAAAGUCUGCGUUGAGAAUCACAGUUUCUUCAGGUUAAACGCACCAGAGCCUCCUACCAAGGCCCGCUUCUUGACUCUGGGCUCCAAGUUCCGCUACAGCGGACGUACCCAGGCCCAGACCCGCGUGGCCAGCUCCCUCAUAGACCGACCUGCACCCAACUUUGAGCGCACCUCAUCGAAACGCAUCAGCCGCAGUCUGGACGGAGCACCCAUGAUCAGCAUAACUGAGGCUGGCAGGGACACAGCUGAGAAUGGACGCGAGCUGCACCUGGAGCUCCACUCUGAUUCAAAGGUUAAGGAGGUGGACUUAAGCCCUGGUGAUGUUGAAGCCACAUCUGCCCAGAGUCCAUUGAGAGUGCAUGGGGACAAUAUUUAUGUGAGGCACAGUAAUUUAAUGUUGGAGGACCAUGAUAAGACCCAAGACGAGGUUCUGAAACAUCAAGCUAGCAUUAGCCAGCUAAAACGCUCCUUUAUGGAGGCGCCACCUCCCUCUCCUCCUCAGCUCAACCAGUGGGAGAAACGUCUCACCUCCUCCCCCGCCACAGCAAUACGUAUUCAACAGCAACAAGUGGUGAAUGUGCCCGAUGUGGAAGCGGCUGCAGCUGAUAGUUCGAUCUCUGAUACCAAAGAACCUGCAAAGACGGCCGAAGUCGAAAUCGAAGAAACCGUUGUCGUGGAAGAGGUUUCCAAAGCAACCAAACCCGGAUUUGUCACAGUUACAACCAGUUCUCCUGCUGUCCCAACCACAGACCAGGAAACAAGAGAACAGGAAGUGAAGGUUGAGGAAAAAGUAGUGGUGACACAGGAAGCUAAAGCGGUGAAGCAGGAGAGCGUUUCAUCUGAAAGCGAGAGCGAGGAAGAAGCAGAGUACCACCCAAAUGUCCCUGUGUCCAUCUCUCAUACACAAAUACUGGAGGAGAAAGAAGAAGAGGAGGAAGAGCAGGUUGACAAACAGGAGGACAAGACGACGGAGCAGGAUACUCCAGAAGUUUCCUCCACGCCGGCUGAAAUCACUCAGCCUGCAGAAGAAACCAGCCGAGCGGUAGAGGAGUCAGAGGCAGUGAACAAGAACGCUGAGGAGAAAGAAGGUGAGAAGGAGGCGGAGGAAAGCACAGACGAUCCGAUGACAACAACCAACGAGGCUCCUAAUGGCUUCUCCCCGACUGAGGAAGCCGUGAGCGGGUUGGCCACCCACGCUGAAGUAGAGGACGAGCCCAAAAUGAACGGACAAGCCUCAUUGGUUGAAGCAGAACCCCGGCCACAGGUUAUUUGUUGCUCUGAGCCACCUGUGGUAAAGACAGAAAUGGUGACUAUAUCAGACACGUUUGCAGCCCAGAAAACUGAGAUAGCUACAAAAGAAGUGCCCAUCGUACAUACGGAAACCAAGACCAUCACUUACGAAGCCGCACAGCUGGAUGGUAACGGCGACGGUGAGCCUGGAGUAUUGAUGACUGCUCAGACUAUCACCUCUGAAUCUCUGUGUACUACUACAACCACGCACAUUACCAAGACAUUAAAGGGUGGCCUAUCAGAGACGAGGAUUGAGAAACGCAUCGUCAUCACCGGCGACUGCGACAUCGACCACGACCAGGCACUGGCCCAGGCAAUUAAGGAGGCCAAAGAGCAACAUCCUGACAUGUCUGUUACCAGAGUGGUGGUUCAUAAAGAAACUGAACUGGCGGAGGAGGAGGAUUGACUGAACUCAGAGCUGAAGGGCCCAUCAUGACUGUUUUCCUCUGUUGACGUUGAACGACCUUCAUCACCCGACGACGACCGACCUUGACUGACGGAAGAGGAGGAGCUGAAGAACCCGAGGAAGAGAAAGACGGUUGGAGAGAAGUCACCAGUCUUUUCUAACAUGUCUGUGGUGCAUCUGAAUCCCUCACUCCAAAAACCAUUUAAAAGAAAAAGAAUCAUCUCCUCCCUCUUCCGGAGGGAACAAAAAAGAACCACUUUGUUAGAUUAACAUUUGUAGCAUGUUUUCAUUUUUUAAUAGAGCUUUUUUUUUUUGUUUAACUGAUUUGUUUUACAAAAUGAGAGAAGAUAGUGAGUCUGUCACAUAUUGCAAAAACUAGAAUUUUUAGGGAUGCACUGACAACUAGUCCUGGUGAGACACAGCUAAAAUACUUUAUCAUUGUACUGAAUAUUUCACCAGUACCAGUGACCUUCAAUGAAGCUGUAAGAUUCAAAGCAAAUUUGAGAUAUUUCUACAAACAGGAAGAUUUCAAAUGGAGACAGUUUAAAAAAAAAAAAAAUCUUUUUCUUAAUUUCUUUUCCUAAAAGUAAAUUGACACUGAGGUUCUGUGCUUGGAAUCUGUAUCAGCAGAGUUUAAGUGGUAUAGGUGCAUUCCUAAACAAAGAAAAAGUGAUUUGAGAAAUUACAGCUCCCUCCCUCACAUCUUUAAGUGGUGAGUAACAAAAUGUAACUCAGUCCUUUCUAAAGAUUUUACAGUUGCAACCACGACUGCAAGAAAAACACAGAGACACAACUUGGUUUUUAACUUUCUUUCAAAACAACACCAACAAACCGUAUCACUCAUUGUAACACAUUCACGGUCAGAGUCAGAUAGAAAUCAACUGUGUCACAUGAUCACAUUUUGUUACUAAUAAUUACAGAAAAUAUGGAGCUGCAGCGUAAAAUAUCGCAUUAAAAAAACAACCAAUUCUUUUCUUUUUUAAAUAAUUCUGUCUUUUGUUCUGUAAGUUUUGUUCUUUUUCAUCCACAUUCCUUGUGUGUCGACCGGCGGCUGAGUCGGUUCACUUUCAGUUUCAACUCGGAAAGAGGAGACAUUUUAACAUUUACAGUAGGUGAAUGAAUCUAAAUUGGAUCGUUAGAUGUUCAUAAUACAUUUUUACUGAAAGGAAAUAAGAACUGAAAGUGAACUGACUUAAACUCUGGUGUAUAUAACUUUCUGUACAGUAAAAGUAAAUGAAGGUUAUUAUAUGGGAGCAGUAAUCCAGCUUUUAAUUAGCUAAACGCUCUCCCUGGGCCCGCCCACUGUACGACACUGACCAUUCCUGCUGGGCCGCAGGGGAGCAGUAAACUGAUGCGUGAUUGGGAGAGAGGACCAGUGGACCGAGGGAUAAUUGGGAGAUAGAGGUGGCGCCGCGCAUCGUCUAAUCGGGAGUGAAAGACAAUUUGAACACUGAUGCUUGUCAGCCACUUUUUAUGUGAUUUCGUUUUCUUAUGCAUCCUGCAGUGAGUUAAAGCUGUUUUAAUAUUCUAUACCAAAAUGAGGACACACAGCAGGAACAACUUGAAACCAGUUUCUGUGCCGAAUCCAGAAUAAUGAAAUUUCUACCAGUUGGUUCAUUCUGCAUCAGAGCCUGUUUGUCGUCGCAGCUCAGCACUUAAUUUCACUCCCAGCUUCUUUUUACAUACCGACAAAACCUGCAAGACGUAACAAGACCUGGAACUCGAAUCCCCAUCUCUUCAUGUUUUUACCUUUGAGCGAGUUUAGAUAGAAGGCCACUGUGUCGCUUGGUUUGAGAGUGUGUAGCUAACAUUAUCUCGGCUCAUACAGCAAGUCUAGAUAAGUUUAUCCUCGACGUGGUGCUCGCUGUGAUGUAACUGUUUCACCGCAACCAAAUAAUUCUGCUGUGGUAAUGUGAUUUUUAUAUGUUUCAAUUUCAAGAUUUACAUUUGUACUCCACGCAAACAACACUCUGAAUCUCCCUCUGCUCGACACAAACGGAUACACACGGAAACAGUUACAACACGUCAGUAACACGCAGCUGAAAGGGAAGUGUACCAGAGGGUUUGAAGUGCUCUUGGAACCCCCUGAAUGGAAUCUUACAAUGUUUUAUUCAUUUCCUGUGUCCUUUUCACCCACAUGUUCAUCUGAAUUCCACAAAAAUGUGACUGUGUUAUAAAUAUUGGUGGCAUUAAAUGGGUAUGACCGAGAAACCCGGUCUGCUGCGUUUAGUUUGACACAGCAAAAGAAUUCUGCAAAACCUGAACGAUUGUGAACAAAGAAGUGGUACAGAUUUACAAAAACAUUCCACCUGGACUCGCCUAGAUUUAUCUGACCCCUCCUUUCUGGAUAAAGCGGCAUUUGGGAAGAAUUAUUGACUCAGUUUCCUCAUUUGAAGUUGCAUGUAUCUCUCAAUUUGAAAUCCUUUCAAAUCUCAUCCAGAUGACGGAGCGGUAACGACAGAGUCUAGGCCGGGAAACACCAGUCUGACCUCUGCUUUGCAGUCCAAUGACAUUCCGCAUGAGGGCGAACCUUUAACCUCGAACCCUCUUGCAAAGAGACAAAGCGGCAGAAGAAGAAAUAAACGUGUAACGCUGGGCAGCUUUGUGAGCUUUCACUGUUUAAACAUUUGUAGCUUUUUCUUAUCAUUUUUCUUUUAUUCUGUGAAACUGAUCUAGAUGUUGAAAGGCGGGAUUUGUUGUAACCCCCCCUGUUGAAUAUUUAUGAGAUUGUCACAGUGUGUUUUAGUGGGAUCACUGAAGGAGCACCAUUACAAAUCAAAUUUUCUGCCACCAUUUCAUGUUUUGUAAUUUUUAUUUUUUUUGCUUUUAGCCUCAGAUUGAGCCUCAUCUCGGGCGUCUGGGCUCUCAUGUGUCCGAUCACAGGAGCUUUGGGGCUGCGAGGUCGGUUUUUCCAAAAUGUUUUGUAGUGCUUUCUCGUGAGAUGAAAACAAUAUUAAAAAAAGACUGACAAAUGAAUGAGUAAUUUUAAUGUUGGAAAAAAAAGCUGCAUAAGACAGUAGUUACCACGGCAACUCCAUAAUGGAACUCAUGGAUAAGAAACAUGAUUCUACGCCAGCUGAUUUUUAAACGGUCAGGGAGCUCAACAUUAUGGAGCGACAUUGUGGUCAGAUGGAACACGUGUUUUAUAAUUGGCUUCUAUUCUCUACAUUCAAUCUCAGGCUUUAUUGAACAGUUUGGACAAAUGCGAUAAUAUAAAGUAAAACCAGCAUCAUUUUGUAUUUAUAACCAAGUAAAAACUCACUUUCAACAAAACUUUAUAAAGAAACAGAUUUUGGAAAAGCAGCCCGCUCCCUCAUUGCUCUCCCGUAGCACAACCAAUGAUCACUGGUAGGGUUUUUCUAUCUAGCAGCUUAACUGUCUUGUGUCUCCCCACACAGCCACUCCUCCCCCGUGUAACACUGUUUGAAUAAAGGAUUGUUAUACUCUCA
Paralichthys olivaceus (Japanese flounder) is the source of this 6777-nucleotide messenger RNA. The record is from RefSeq and is a predicted model, not a curated record. NCBI's taxonomy places the organism in Eukaryota, Metazoa, Chordata, Actinopteri, Pleuronectiformes, Paralichthyidae.